This is a messenger RNA of Sporothrix brasiliensis 5110, 1134 nucleotides long. Its product is annotated as FAD dependent oxidoreductase. Gene Ontology annotation, cellular component: cytoplasm. The coding region runs from base 1 to 1134 and encodes 377 amino acids. The record is from RefSeq and is a predicted model, not a curated record. Gene Ontology annotation, molecular function: oxidoreductase activity. Lineage: Eukaryota; Fungi; Ascomycota; Sordariomycetes; Ophiostomatales; Ophiostomataceae. The transcript has a single exon.
AUGGCAUCCGACCGCCCUCACAUCGUCGUGGUCGGCGCCGGCAUCGUCGGCGCCUCCAUUGCCUGGCAUUUGACCGCCGUCGAAAACGCCAUCGUCACGGUCGUCGCCCCUUCAGCCGGAAUCGGCGGCACCGCCACGCCCAACUCGUUUGCCUGGAUCAACGCCAACAGCGGAAAUGCACGGCCGUACUACGAGCUGCGACGGCGGUCGAUGACCGUCUGGCACAAGCUGGCCAGCGACGUGCCCGGUCUCGACGGACUGGUGCGCUGGCAUGGCACCAUCCAGUGGAACAAGCCGGCCGACGAGCUGGCUGCAUUUAUCGACGAGCACACGCGCUGGGGCUAUACGUUGGACAAAGUGACCGACGAGGACAUCACCCGACUGGAGCCCGGUCUGUCGGACGCGGCCGAAAUACGUCCUUCCGCUGGGUGGGCCGUGCGGGCACCGGACGAGGGCACAGUCGAGCCGGCGCUGGCAGCUCAGCUAUUCGUGGAGCAGGCCAAGGCAAAGGGCGCCAGAGUUGUCACGAAACGUGUUGCCGAGUUGCUCCGAUCGUCUGGCCACGUUACUGGCCUCGUUCUGGAAGACGGCACUCAGAUCGAUGCAGAGUACGUCGUGUUGGCGGCUGGUCUGGGUUCUGUCCCUCUCUGCGCGUCGGUGGGCGUCAAACUGCCUGUCCAUCCACGGCCGGGCCUUCUGGCGCACACCAAACCCAUCUCGAAGCGACUGCUCAAGGGCAUCAUCCUAUCGGCAGGACCGCACGUACGUCAGACUGUGGAGGGCCGUUUGGUGAUUGGCGCCGACUUUGCGGGCGGAAACGUUGGCAACGAGAGUCCAGAUGAGCAGCGCCGGGACGCCAUCGCCCUCGUUGACAAAGCCAAGACGCUGUUCCGGCCCGAGGACGCGGCCCUGCUGGACCUAGACUUCUUCACGGUAGGCGAGCGACCGCAGCCGCGUGAUGGACUGCCGAUUGUGGAUGCUGCCGUUCUGCCGGGUCUGGCUGUGGCCGUCAUGCAUUCGGGCGUGACGUUGGCGGCGGUAGUCGGCGAGCUGCUGGCCAAGGCGGUUGUGAGACACGACGUCGACCCUAUUUUGGAGGCAUAUAGCAUUAAGCGGUUUGGGGAAGCAGGGUAA